UCUAAGGGAGAUGCUGCUAUUAGGCGCUGUCCGGCGUAGUCGAGGGCUGGUGGGGUCUCGGGGUACAGCAGCUGCUGGGCAGGAGUGCUUAUAUCUGUUCAGGCACCCCCAAGAUCGUGCUACUAGAAUGCCUUCGCUUCAGGACAGAUGCUGCAAUAAGAGGUUAAUUAAUACGUUGAAGCGGCCUGCAGUGUUGAUAGACAGUGGACGUGACAUCCACGCAGAUGCCAAUGGUAAUGGUUUGCAAAAUGCCACCUCCCUGAUGGACAAAGAAUCUAGCUCUGAGGAGGAGGCUAUCUCUCCAAAGGACAAAGAGCUUCUUUUUACUGUGCCUCCAACUCUUCUCCCUCCUACAAAUUGUUGCAUGAGUGGGUGCCACAACUGUGUGUGGAUUGCUUACACAGAAGAGCUUCUGAAAUAUUACCAGGAUGGUGGAGAUCAGGCAUUAGCAGCUGUGGAGGAACACAUAAAGGACGAGAAUAUAAAAAUGAUCUUAAAGAUGGAAAUCAAAUUCCGCAUGAAGAAAGAAUGAAACUGUUUAGCACAUGCAACAACAUACCUCACACAUAGCCACAGCAGAUUCUGAAGGAAAAUAAAAUUCUAUUUAUUUCUGGUCCUUUCUGAAUGAGAAGCUGCAGGUUUUGAAUGAUUUAUGAGUUCUAGAAUUCUCAGGCCUAUCGGUGGGGUACAAUAAUAUGAGUCCAUAAUAUUCUACUUAAAUUUAAACUAAUGUGCUUA
Messenger RNA from Elgaria multicarinata webbii, 738 nucleotides. It is a transcript of the gene OXLD1, whose product is annotated as oxidoreductase like domain containing 1. The record is from RefSeq and is a predicted model, not a curated record. Bases 11 to 532 code for a protein of 173 amino acids. NCBI's taxonomy places the organism in Eukaryota, Metazoa, Chordata, Lepidosauria, Squamata, Anguidae. The transcript is spliced from 2 exons.